CRGUGAAUAAUGUUCUAAAUUUAGAGCAUUUGGUAAUAUAACAAACUCAUACUACAUUUUGAAUUGAGAAUAGCAAGCAUGGACGACAGUGCACCGUCUAAAAUAAGGACAYAUCACGACGAAGCUUUCAGGCUCAUUAAUGAAGCUUUGAGUUUUGACGAGAAAGGAGAAACAAAGAAAGCAUUUCUUCUGUACAAUAAAGGACUAAGAAAUCUCACUUUGGGAAGCACUGUGCCAUGUAAUGGAACUGGAUCCAGCUAUGAAGGAGCAAGAAAAUUACAAGAGAAAAUGAAACUGGCAAAGGGGCAAGUGGAGGAAAGAAUUGCCUCUCUACAGUCAACUUCAUCAGAUUCAGCUAACUCUGUUGCUACCACACAAAGCUCUGAAUCAAUUUCAAAUGGAGUAGACCACUCRACCCUUACAACAACUGCACAGGGUGGAAUGUGGGAGGAUGUGAACGAGCUUCUGGUCUUGGAAAGAGGUGUUAAGAUGUUCUUUGUCAGUGAAUUGGGAAAUGUUACAACAUUGUCAGAAGCACAGACACUUCGUGCCUAUCAAUUUGUAAAAUACGAAGAAGGUUGUCCACACCCACCUGCUUUCUUACAAUGUAGUGGUUGGGUCUUUCCCAUGAUACCCAAAAGAUCCCCAGUUCUCAACACUGAGCCCCACACAUAUAUGUUCCCUGACAUAGCAAUCAACCCAAAUGUUCCUUUGCCAGCUCGAUCCAAGAAAGCUUUUGCAUCGGUUGGCUUAAUUCUUAAUCCUCACAUAACCACAGCAGAACAAAAGAGGUUUGAGAGAAUAUUAGAAUGUUAUACAGAUUUUAAUCACUACACACCAACUCCUAAAGUAUACAAGGAACUGGCCUGUGAUGAUCAGGGAAGCUUGCCGACUGUCACAAGCACACAUGUUCAGGAAGGGUCARAGUUUUCUMAGCAAGGAAACCAAGCCRMGGAAAUGACACCGACCAUCAGACCAGAACCUGGAGAUGUUGCAAUUAGGGAUGAUGACGAGGUACAGCUUUCAUGGGGUGAUAAAAUAUCAAUGGGGAUAGGUGUAGCAGCAGAAAUGAUUGCUUGGGGUCUUGUCAAGGGUGCUGAAGCAGGAUCGCAAGUUGUACAUCAGGGUGGUGUUAAAAUCAGAUCGUCUUUAAAACCAAAUGAAACGCCAACAGAAGUAGAUGCAAAAGUACAAGAAAACAUAAGACAUGUCAAGUCUGUAGCAGGUGUUGCUUGUCAGGUCAGUAGUACUGUGGUGAGUGCUGUGGCUGCAAUGACUAAAGAACUUGCCAAAGCUGUUGCUCCAGUCGUAGUUGAAAAAGGAGGCAAGAUGUUACCAGAAGCUGUCAAGAAGAAGACUAGUGAUGAAAGCGGACAGAAGGCCGUCAAAGAAGCAGUCAAGGUGGCUGUCAGUGGUGCCUAUGGAUUUGCAGCAGUGUAUGAAGGACUUGAAARGUCUUGGAAGCUGUUGUAUAAAAGUCUGCAGCAUGCUACUGUACAAACAGUUGAUCACAAAUAUGGAUCUCAAGCUGGAGAGGCUGCUAAUAAUUCYCUAGGAGCUUUAGGCUUCGCGUUGCAGACUGCUUGGAAUGUGGAUAACCUCGGAGUCAAGGCCUUGGCUAAAAGGACUGCAAAGGAUACUGGGAAACAGUUGAUUAACGAAGCUGAAAAGAAAUACUUACCUCCGUCAGAGAGUAAGCCAGAGAAAUAAGAAUAUUACMUUUUAUAAUUUAAAUAGAAUUCAAUUUGCUAUAAAGCAAUGAUUCAGGGCUCGUACUAGAUCCCUAUAUGUACCAAUAAAAWCGUUGUUUAUAAAGUAGAUAUAACGCGCACUCUAAUUGGCUCAUUUCUGUGAACAWUAAAGAGAUAAAGUGGUUUUCAUUAUUAAAGUGUUAUACAACAAGAAAAGACAGAAAAACGUGAGAGUAGAGACUUGUAAAUCGAUGUAUGAGAACCACUUGACACCAAAUUUAGCUCUCUUGUUUGUCUGUUUGUUUGUUUGUUUUUUCUGAGCUAGUGAACAAAAAUGAGAAUACAGAAACACGGUUUCGCUUUGAACUCGUGAUUCAAAACAUUUCGUGUACUCCCAGUAAUUACUGUUCCUAGCAGAGAAUAGAAACAUGGAAAAUAUCUACGAAUGCUUAAAUAUCAUUGAAGCUAACCCUGAAGGGGAAUUUCAAUACUCAGAAAUCGAAAUACUCAAAAACGAAUGUAUCUGCCAAGGCAUGUGCAGGCAAUCUUAUGGUACUGAAACACUGUUUUACUCGUUAUAUUUCAAGUGCAGGCAAUCUUAUGGUACUGAAACACUGUUUUACUCGUUAUAUUUGAUUUUUUUAUGCUCCUUUUCAGUCUUAGCUUUGUUGAUGUAAAAUUUUUAUGAAUCCUAUAUCACGUUUUUUCAAGUGUAUAUAAUAACAUUGGAUACUGCAAGGGUUCCUAUUUUAGAGAAAUUUAAUAUUAUGCCAACUUUGUGACGUAGGUUUGCCUGACAUUUAUCACAUGCAUUGUUUUAAUGUUGUAAAUCUGUACAAUAAUUUCGACAGCUAGUACAUCUUUUUUUAAGUUAUUUUUUUUAUGUUCUAAUGUACCAUUUCUGGUAUUUGUAGAUUAAAGAAUUAUUAUUAUUAUGCAUUAACACUGCGRCAAUUUAUAACCAAAUCUACGUCACAAAAUUUGCAUAAUGCUUUUUUAAAGCUGAUUUUUCCUGAAAUUUCAUAGGCUACCCAACUAUUGCUUGAGAAAAAGAAAAGAAUGAAUGCGCACGCUUUUUACGCUAGUAUCGCUAGUACUAGUAUCGGCGCGCGCUCUUAGUGAAAUACGGAUUACCUGUGGUAUUACGUCACGUCCCGUGCCUCGCGGGAUACAAACAGACUAGUUUGUAUCCCGCGAGGCUCUGGAUCGUGACGUAAAGUAACCCGAAGCGCGCGCCGUUUCGAAAACAUACCCGCGAGGCAAGGGAUCAAUGACGUAAUACCACAGGAAACCCGCAGCGCGAUGCGAUUCGAUAACAUAAUAUAAAAGCGUGCGUAUUCGUUCUUUUCUUUCUCUCAAGCAAUAGUUGGGUAGCCUAUGGAAAUGUGGAGUCUGUAUCGAGGUUUACUUUGGCAAAGUUAUUAUUCUCUUCAUAGUAUUUGCAAUUUAAAACGUGCCAUAUGUARGUUUACAUCAGCUUAUGAUUGGCAAAACAAAGUUUACUUUUAGRCUAACAUAUGGGCUGUCCUAAAAUAUAUUAAAUAUGAAUAGUCACAAAAUUUAAAACAUGUUAAACGUUUUGUAUAUUGAACACAUUUGUAAUUUUAUUAUGACAUUAAAAUACAUGAAUUKAGA
Messenger RNA from Exaiptasia diaphana, 3326 nucleotides. RefSeq names its product spartin. The record is from RefSeq and is a predicted model, not a curated record. The coding region runs from base 79 to 1710 and encodes 543 amino acids. Gene Ontology annotation, cellular component: plasma membrane. Gene Ontology annotation, biological process: cell division. The transcript has 15 exons. NCBI's taxonomy places the organism in Eukaryota, Metazoa, Cnidaria, Anthozoa, Actiniaria, Aiptasiidae.